Messenger RNA from Stylophora pistillata, 2151 nucleotides. RefSeq lists its product as uncharacterized. Gene Ontology annotation, molecular function: RNA polymerase II cis-regulatory region sequence-specific DNA binding; DNA-binding transcription factor activity, RNA polymerase II-specific. Lineage: Eukaryota; Metazoa; Cnidaria; Anthozoa; Scleractinia; Pocilloporidae. The record is from RefSeq and is a predicted model, not a curated record. Gene Ontology annotation, biological process: anatomical structure morphogenesis; regulation of transcription by RNA polymerase II; cell differentiation.
CCCUGGGUUUUUUUAUCGAAUACAAUCACUCUAGGUAGAGAGAAGUUAUUUUGCCCGCCAAAGCAGCAAGCAGUUUGCACAUGUCUGCAGGAGGUAGAGAACGUGAGUAAAAUUUCGGACUAAUUUCAGGCUAAACUUAUUUCCUGUGUACGUUCAUCUUCAAAGCGAGAUUAAUUAAAGCUCAAUUACCUUCUAAAGCUUUGUGGCAAAGUGUCAGCAAAGAGCUCGUGAAAGAAGCUUUGAAUGAAGACCUAUCUCCCUAUCAUCUACCGUUAGGACAUUUCACUACACCUGGGAGGAAGUGAGGAAAAGGAGAGAAACAGUUCAAGAAGUAAACUGACGACCAAUUCAAGAAAGCAUCGCCGCUACGUGUCGCAAUGGAUAAUUUUAGAGGACAACCUCAGAAACGCCCUCUUCAACCUGAAGAUUCAAUGCCAUCAGAAACUGAUCAAGGACUAUCAGCAGCCAGAAAGCAAGAAUCUGGUGAUGGCAACAGAUCAGGAAGCAAUUCGGAAUGCGAUGACAAUAACCGCAACCCACACCGUAAUAACCUUCAGAGUGAAUCAAACACGGAUAACAAGAAAACACGUACCCACCGCAAAUCCCGACGAAGACCUCCUUACUCUUAUAUUGCACUGAUUGCAAUGGCGAUCCAAAACUCUUCUGAGAAGAGAUUGACUCUGGAUGGUAUAUGCAAGUUCAUCAGAGACAGGUUUCCCUUUUAUCGUGAUACCUAUCCAUCGUGGAAAAUUUGUAUCCGCAACAACCUUUCUCUCAAUGAUUGUUUCAUCAAGACUGGAAUAAAAUCUGAUGAGCCACUUAAAGGAAACUACUGGACCCUGGAUCCAGAGAGUUAUAAUAUGUUUGAAAAUGGUAGUUUUCUUCGAAGGAAGACCAGGUUUAAAAGACAAGAUCCCAACAGGAUCGAGGCGAAGUCUAUCCCUGUUGUGGAAACGGGAAGGCACGCUUUCUCCUCUCCCUUGGAUCUCCACAAUAGAUUUGGUUCAACGUCCUUGAUGUCACAAUUGAGUUUUUCAAGUCUUGAGCCACACAAAGUGCCGGGGAUUACUCCUUUUGGAUUCCCCUUCCAAUAUUAUAGUCCUCCAACCUCAACAGAUUCAUUGUUUGUUCACUCGCAGUUACCAUUCCUGCCUUAUUACCAAAAUCUAAACUGCACCCAGUGUAACCUUUGUGAGGGCUCCAAGCAAUUCCAUCCUUAUUUGAGACUUUAGCAAAGUUAGAGAGAAGGGGAGAUCAAACUGAUGGUUAGACGAAUAACUGUAGAAACAAGAUGAAGAACUUAUGAAGGAGAGGAAUCCUUGACUACACAAGCUAAGUAGUCUAUACGAUUCAACCAUGUCAUCCAGUCUGAAAUAUAUGUCCUGUACAAAGCUAUGGUUACAAAUUUAUGUAUUUUGAAAAUAAAUUUUUAAAGUAGGGGUGGUUACACAAGCUUCUAUCAAACCCCAUAUCAAAUUUGAGGAAAAGACAACUUAAUUAUAACGAACAAGGCUAUUUGGGUUACCUCUAUAGGACGUUCUGGAAACAAGGUGACAAUUUUGUACUUCCAUUGUUAAGGCAUAUCUCGGCGAGACUAAAUAUGUAAAAGUUAACGGAAUAUUUCUUGUUCUCAAAUAAUGAAAAGAAUGGGUCAAAAAGAUUUAAUUAGGGUUAUCCUUAAAGUGUUUAAAGUUCUUUCAAGAUUGUGUGUACAAAUGGGGACGAAGCAGAUAAAAGUUCAAGCUCAAUGUUAUUGCUUAAGGCUGUAUCACUCUUAAUCGUUUGAAUAAAUGUAAUGCAGCUUGCGAAAAAUGAUUUGAUCAGGAUCUAGCUCGUUACAUUAAUUUCAAUCCAAAAAACACAUAUAAUGAAGUUUGCGAGCCCAGAUUAACGGACAGGUCGCAUACAUCUCUUACUAUCAAAGCAUAUGUUUACAAAUAAAGGGCUUGGGGCUUAAGUAUACACAGCAUGUUUAUAGCCCGUGACUUCUAGACGUGAAUGACACAUUUUGCUUUCCAGCCAAGAUUCUACUAAGUUUGGUCAAUAUCGUUGAUCGAGGGCUCUCACAUCGUCUCCCGAUAACAGAUUUUAAUGGUUAGGAUAGCAGUCACAACCAGGUGCCGGUUAUGUCUGCCACCCUCGGAUGUGAUU